AUGAGGCUCGCUCGUAAAAAUCCCAACCUUCAUGUCGUGCUACAAGUACAUAACUCAACCAGCUGCGCUACCGUUCCACAGCUACGUGCUUGCUUGGUUCGGUUAUCUGUUCGAUACAAAGGUAUAACACAGGAGAAAUCAGAUCCUAUUUUCAGCUGCUCCAACAGUAACGAAGUUCAUUCAGGGAAAUGCCUCGACGAAUACACAUAUUGCCGUGAGUUCUCGUCACUCUGCAUGGAUCCGACAUUCGGCGACGUAAUGGCCCGCCAUUGCACUCUUACAUGCAAGCGAUGUGAUGAUAUUGAAAUCAAAGAGGAGUAUGGCGCGGACUGCUUCGAUAUUACUCCCGACUGUCGCUCCCAUCUCGAGCUGUGCAAUCACUCCAAAUAUAGGCAACUGAUGAAGGAAUCGUGUGCAAAAUCAUGCAAACUUUGCCAACCAGCCUGCAAGGACAGGCACAAGAAUUGCCGUCAAUUCGUUGAAGAUGGUUUCUGUGAAGACAAAACGUACACGAUUGAAGAACAAAAGUACUUAUGCGGAUUUUCGUGCAACUUUUGUCAAUAA
Haemonchus placei is the source of this 564-nucleotide messenger RNA. NCBI's taxonomy places the organism in Eukaryota, Metazoa, Nematoda, Chromadorea, Rhabditida, Trichostrongylidae. The record is from the annotation of a GenBank genome assembly.